Lipotes vexillifer (Yangtze River dolphin) is the source of this 333-nucleotide messenger RNA. Its product is annotated as probable ATP-dependent RNA helicase DDX47. Lineage: Eukaryota; Metazoa; Chordata; Mammalia; Artiodactyla; Lipotidae. Gene Ontology annotation, cellular component: cytosol. The annotation marks the transcript as partial. Gene Ontology annotation, molecular function: RNA helicase activity. The record is from RefSeq and is a predicted model, not a curated record. The transcript has 3 exons.
GAUUACAUCCAUCGAGUAGGUCGAACAGCUCGAGCAGGGCGCUCUGGAAAGUCUAUUACUUUUGUCACACAAUACGACGUGGAGCUCUUCCAGCGCAUAGAACACUUAAUUGGGAAGAAAUUGCCUGUCUUUCCAACCCAGGAUGACGAGGUUAUGAUGCUGACAGAACGUGUGACUGAGGCCCAAAGAUUUGCCCGAAUGGAGUUAAGGGAGCAUGGAGAGAGGAAGAAGCGCUCGUGGGAGGCUGCUGGGGAUGGUGACGAUAGGGAGGGUGCAAUCGGUGUCAGGAACAAGGUGGCCGGAGGAAAAAUGAAGAAACGGAAAGGCCAUUAA